Messenger RNA from Perca flavescens (yellow perch), 1535 nucleotides. RefSeq names its product doublesex- and mab-3-related transcription factor B1. The transcript has 3 exons. Gene Ontology annotation, cellular component: nucleus. Gene Ontology annotation, biological process: regulation of transcription by RNA polymerase II; sex differentiation. The record is from RefSeq and is a predicted model, not a curated record. Lineage: Eukaryota; Metazoa; Chordata; Actinopteri; Perciformes; Percidae. Bases 260 to 1114 code for a protein of 284 amino acids. Gene Ontology annotation, molecular function: DNA-binding transcription factor activity, RNA polymerase II-specific; RNA polymerase II cis-regulatory region sequence-specific DNA binding.
AGAUAACACGACAGAGCCAAUAUGAACUGAUUUUACCAUGCUGUAACGCCACAGAUGCUGCUCAGACCCAUCUGCACAGCAACAAAGUAAAAGGGCUAGUGGUCUCUCAUUGGUCUCUAGGUCUCUGGCCAUGGGCCAAUAGUGUUAUUUCCUCACUCAUGAAAAUGAUACAUUUUACACAAAGUUCAGACUGGGUCAUAAGUCCCCCAGAGUGUGGGAAUGGGACUAUUUUACUUAACAAACAACCGGUCCGGCAGACAUGUCCUCCAAAGAACAUGAGACACUUGCGCGACAGCCGAAAUGCACCCGGUGCCGACACCAUGGGAUCCUCGUCCCGAAGAAGGGCCACAUGAAGUACUGUCCUUUUCUCAAGUGUGAAUGCUGGAAGUGCCAUCUCAUCACACAGCGGACUCGGAUCACGGCCCUCCAGCGAAAUCCGAAGAAAGAGCUAAAUAACCCCGAAAUUAAAGAGCAGCGACCCCGCGUCCACACCGGUGUUAGCGUGGUGAAACCAGCGGCCGAUGGGACCUGUAGCGCCUCGGCCCCGGACGUAAGCGCUCGUCCGUCGGCCACAUCUGGAUUGGUGUGUCUUCCAUCGGAUGGGGCUCCGGAGCGAGCCGCCCCGGUGUGGAGCCCUCUCGAUCUCAGGACCAGACCUGCCGCGAGAGGAGAGACUGUGACUGGUUUAGACAUCGGAAAGGGGCCGCCCUUUGCUUCCAGUGAGGAAAGGCCACCUAUUAAUGCCCCUUACUUCGGUGAAUUUGGCCAGACUGCACCUCUGCCUGUUCUUCACUUCCCAUUUACGAUGUCAGGUCAUUACCCCAGCAGCUACGCACCGUGUCCGAACUUCCUGUUCAACAUGCCAUGGUUGCCACCCGUGCCUGCUGGGCUUUUCAACGACGGCCUCCGUGGACCCCUGAUGUUCCCCCACUUUCAGUCGCAUGCUGUGCAUUACCCGCCUCCACCAGAGCCUGGACCUGUUGCUGAUUGCAGGCCGGUCUUCUUCACCCUUCAGCCACCCCCAGAACUCUUCCAGGAGGAGCAGAUGUUGAGGCAGCACCCACAGCCUCCUGUGUCCAAGCACACUGAGCAAGUCAUAGAUUUGCUGGAUUAAAGCACAGUGAGCAAGAUAUUAGGGGGGACUAGAUUAUUAGAACUGGGCUAUUUCCUCCAGGUGUUCUGCAGUUUGUUGGCCAAGCUGCUGGCCAAGCCCUGUUGUUUUGUACCAAAGAACACAUUACCAUGGAUUGACAAUCGUCCUGUUCAGAUUGCAUGAAUGUUUCUGCACAUUGUUGUUCUUAAUAUAUUGAUAAAAGAUAAGUGCAUAGCAUUGUUGAUUUAUUUGUAUUUCUAGUUUUAGAAUUUGUAAUAAAUUCAAUUGCAAAUGUCAUUUAAUCAGUAAAAUAUUGAAAAUAUGUUUAUAAAUGAGCACUCUGCAGUGCAACAUACAUUUGUUCAGUGUACUUACACAAGAGUUGAUAGGCCAUUUUUUGUUGGCAUUGAGUUUUAUAAUAAAAGUUUGGUUUAUUUUUUCA